Caenorhabditis elegans is the source of this 758-nucleotide messenger RNA. NCBI's taxonomy places the organism in Eukaryota, Metazoa, Nematoda, Chromadorea, Rhabditida, Rhabditidae. The record is from the annotation of a RefSeq genome assembly.
AUGCAAUUCCAUAUUUAUUUGCUCAUUUUUCUACCAUUAUUUAUGAGCCAAGACGUUAAAAUGGUGCAAAUUCACGGAAAAGUCACAAAUGCCAUUGUUACUAAUUCAGCAAACUUCAUGACACUCACAGAAUGCACAAAUGGGUGUUAUGUGAAUCCGAAUUGUUCUCUAGCAUACUUCAAUGGAUCCUGUUGGUAUCAUGAUCAAUUGGCGGAAAAUCAAUCAAUAUUUGUUGAAGACGGUUCUAGUAGGGGUAUCGUAGUUUUUAAGACAGACAUCUCCAACAUCCCCAAUAACACGAGCCCGGCAUCCUACACCAAUCUCAAAUUCUCACUAGCCUCAUCAACUGGCGAAAAGUACUCUUGGACAAGAACCACCUUCGGAUGGAAGUUUGUUAGCUGCAGAACUGGCUGGAAGAGGUUUGAACGGGACGAUGGAACUGUUGUUUGAAUGAAACGCAUAUAUACUACAAGCGCAUCAUUAAAUAAUACUAACUCGCAAUGCGAAGAGCAAAAUGCAGUACGGACAGGAAUCGCGUCGAUUGAGGAGUAUACAUGGAUGAAAGGGGUAUCGUUUUCUCGGUAUGGAAUCAACAUUGGUGGAGAGAGAAAUUGCCCGACAACUCCGUGCACAACUUACCGAUGGACUGAUGGCUACACAACUUCCACGACUUUUCUCAAUUCAACCUACCGUAUAUCCUCUUUUAGUAAGACGUGCAAAACUAAUUUUCGGACACCUAAUUCGAUGCAAAACUAAUG